AUGCUGAACGAAACUGUAAAUAACGGUAAGUAAAACUUGGGAUAAAAGAGAAAUAUUUAAGAAGGGAAUUUCUAUUUUUUUGUGAUUCUUUGGCGAGAAAUCCCAAAUACAAAAUAUAAUCGGAUAGGGAAUGAUACCUUAGACUCAAAAGAUAUCAUAGCGCGUUUUAAUUUUUGAAACUUAUUUUGUUUUGAAUCGUGGUUAAUUUUACUUUCUAAAAAGGAUGACCGUGGAUGAUGAAUAACGCAGAGCUUUUUCGUCUCGCAUAGUCACUUUAUAGAUAUGUUACUAAAAACGCAUGGUAACUCAGUGAGCCAGAACAACAAAAUUUUAAUUUAGUAAAAUUAAAUGAUGAUGGUCCAAGUUAAUUUUUUUUCAAAAAACUUUGGUUAAGCACUCUUCGUUUCCGGCUUUCAAGUUAAAUCUGAAUGAAAGCUGUGAGAAAUUGUUUUGAUCGGAUAUUUAUCUUAGUCGGAUCCUUUGAGGAUAGCGAAGAAAACAGGUUACUACGUAAGGAAUGGAAAGGCUGUCAUGACAUAAACAUGGCUGUGAGAGUAAACAUUGGGAUGAAAUUAUAUUUCCUCCAUAUAAACUGCACAUGUAUAAUAAUUCCCGUUGAAAGAGUUGCUUUGCAUUUUACUCAUUUUAUUUAUCUUUUUAGCGGAUAUUGUUUUCAAGAUACCGAUUACCUUUUCUCAGUCAAGGAUGUGUUAAUUUCUAAAACAGGUUUUUGUAACUGAGUUUAUUCAAUUCAGUACAUUUAAUUCUUUCUAUAGACUCUUCAGGGAGUCAAAAUGCUUCCUUAGAGGCCUCUUGGUAUGGAUAUGACGUUGGUGAAGUUCUACAGAUAAGUCUCACGGUCGUGUAUUCUGUCACGUUAAUAACCGCUCUGCUGGGAAACCUGAUUUUACUCCGCAUAAUUAGGUUGCGACGUCCUCCGACUACCGUAUCGAUUCUUUUAUCCAGUAUGGCAGUUUCGGAUCUUCUUACCGCCCUAUUUGUGAUGCCCUAUACCAUCUGUUACUUCUACGUGCAACAUGAAUGGUUCCCAGGUGUCACUGGCGUUAUAACUUGCAAAUUUAUUAAUUUUGUCGUUGGUACUACAAUUGCUGUAUCCAUAUUUGCAUUGUUGACGAUUUCCUUGGAAAGAUACAUGGCUGUUGUGAGGCCCAUGUUGUAUCCGUCGUUCAUAAAGAGACCUAUUUUGUUAUCCGCUGCCAUAUGGGUUUUCUCCGCCUUGUUCAUGAGUUUUUAUCUUUAUAUUCACGAUACAUACACUAUAGACGGGGUUACUCUAUGUGUCAUGGACUGGGAACCUUUAUUCAGCAACGAGUAUAGUCCGAAAUUCUUCUUCUCCUCAGUGGCCGCAAUUCUUUAUGUUGUUCCAUUGUUUAUCAUUGCUAUAUUAUCGUGCUUGAUUAUUAAAAAGCUCAACAGGACAAAGAGAGCUCUUAGCAGUGAUCAGCCGGCAGAACACCUGUCCGACACUUUCAGAAAGCGCCACCAGCGCGUCAUGCGAAUGUUAAUCGUUAUCGUAGUGCUGUUUACUGUGUGUUGGCUUCCGGUUCACGUAAUACACAUCUUGGUAUACUUUUAUGGAGAAAUAUACAUGUCUCUGCCUCCAUCUCUCCCACUAUUCUUGUUUUGGGUCUCACAUCUUAAUAGUGCUCUAAAUCCAUGUGUAGUCAUUCUGUUGAACGACUCAUUUAGGAAAUCUUUUAGGGUCAUUUUUCACAGUCUGUGCAGAGGGAAUCAUAUACCCUCUUCCAAUAUUAACAAGACCUGCAGGAAUGGAUGCUUACCACGCAGAAGGGCAAGGAUGUACUCGGUUGUUCAGUGGAGCAAGAGGGAUAACACGACGCCACUUACCGUUUUUGAGGUCAAACACGAAUAG
Pocillopora meandrina is the source of this 1894-nucleotide messenger RNA. The record is from the annotation of a GenBank genome assembly. Lineage: Eukaryota; Metazoa; Cnidaria; Anthozoa; Scleractinia; Pocilloporidae.